Molecule: messenger RNA, 2031 nt
Organism: Saxophila tyrrhenica
Lineage: Eukaryota; Fungi; Ascomycota; Dothideomycetes; Mycosphaerellales; Extremaceae
Gene: PUS1
Product: tRNA pseudouridine synthase 1
Exons: 2
Coding region: 1-2031 (676 amino acids)
Biological process (GO): tRNA pseudouridine synthesis; mRNA pseudouridine synthesis
Cellular component (GO): nucleus
Molecular function (GO): RNA binding; pseudouridine synthase activity
Source: RefSeq, a predicted model, not a curated record
AUGGACCACUCUGCCGCCAUCAUGGAGGAUGCCGGGAAGCGUGUUGAUGAUGCCGCAACUGACGCGGUCCAAGAACGCUCUUCAACCAGCCGUAGCACAACCAGCGCUCGCGACGGCCGCUCGAACAACUUCAACCAGCGGAAACGCAAAGGUGACUUCCAGAAUGCCGGUCGCAACCAAGGCAGCCGCAAAGGCCGAGGAGGGGGUGCUCACGACGAUACGAGACAUAAGAGGGGCGAUAUGGGUCGAGGAGACGCCUCGAACCCAGACAAGCGUCAACGCACCGAUGCUUCCCGUGUGAAACGUGAAGAAGGCGAUGGACCAAAGUACGGCACCGCAUUCUCCAAAGAAGAGAUCGAUGCUGAAGAGCGCCGGCCGAAGCGCAAGGUCGCGGUGCUGAUCGGCUACUCUGGGACUGGGUAUAAGGGCAUGCAGAUCUCAGCGCAGGAGAAGACUAUCGAGGGCGAUCUGUUCAAGGCUUUCAUCGAGGCAGGCGCGAUCAGCAAGGCCAAUGCUGACGAUCCGAAGAAAGCGAGUCUGGUAAGGUGUGCGAGGACGGACAAGAACGUGCAUGCCGCAGGCAACAUGAUUAGCCUGAAGCUCAUUGUUGAGGAUGACGACAUCGUGGAGAAGAUUAAUGCUGCCUUAAGCCCACAGAUCAGGGUCUGGGGUAUCGAGCGGACGAUCGGAAGCUUCAGCUGCUAUCAGGCGUGCGACAGCCGCUGGUACGAGUACCUGAUCCCGUCGUAUGCAUUUCUGCCACCUCAUCCGAGCAGCUGGCUGGCGAAGAAGCUGGAGGAGCUUGCCGAUGAGGCGGGUGACCGCGAGGGAUACGACACCAGGCAGGAGGAGGUCAGGGCAUUCUGGGCUACAGUGGAGGAAGCAGCGAUCAAGCCGAUUCUCGACAGCAUCGACGACGACAUACGAUACGAUGUCAUCAAAGCGCUGCAAGGCAAAGACGAAGCUCUUUCGAAGGGAGGGAAAGUGGAUGCCGACAUGGAUCAGACGGUCAAGGUUGGCACGGCGGCUGAUGCAGAUGCUGGGGCCAUGGAAGUGAAAGAAGAGAAGACCGAGGAGGCGGCGGUCAUCAUCAACGAUCCAGCGGCCAAUGCGGAUUCUAAGGCGACAGAAGAAGCUGGGAAGAGCCUGGAAGCUGCAGCGCCACCUACCACAGCGGAGCCUGGGGCCGUACCACCAUCUACCGACGAAGCCGCUCCUACGGGAACAGACUCCACACCAGCAAUCACCACAUCCACCAAGCCUCAACUCACCCCAGAAGAGUACGACCGUCAGACUCGUCUUCGCGCCGCAACCAAGCGUCUUCGUGCCGCCUACAACACCGCAAAACGCCAAUACCGCAUCCCCGCUCAACGUAUUAAUCGCAUUCAAGAUGCCCUCACCCGCUUCGUCGGCACCUCCAACUUCCACAACUACACCAUCCAGAAGACUUUCCGUGACCCCAGCGCCAAGCGCCACAUCAAAUCCUUCGUUAUCAACCCGCAACCUAUCCUCAUCGGCGACGGACCCGACGAAGACAAGACCGAAUGGCUCAGCCUGAAAGUCCACGGACAGAGCUUCAUGAUGCACCAGAUCCGCAAGAUGGUCGGCAUGGUCACACUCCUCGUCCGCAGCGGAGCCGAUCUCGCCACGCUCAGCAAGUCAAUGACAGAAGCACGCUACUCGAUCCCCAAAGUACCCGGCCUGGGCCUCCUUCUCGAGCGGCCCGUCUUCGACUCCUACAACAACAUUCAAGCGCCCAAGCACGGACGGGACAAGCUGGAUUUCGGCAAGUUCGACAAGGAGUUGGAGGCAUUCAAGCAGCGGGAGAUUUACCAGAGGAUCUUCCGCGAGGAGGAAGAGAAGAAUGAGUUUGUGAAGUUCUUCAAUCACGUGGAUAACUUUAAGGAGCCGUUCUUCCUGUAUGUGUCGAGUAUGGGGCAUGCGGCGACGGGGGUGGUUAAGGAUGAGGCGGAGUUGGUGAAGAGUGAGAGUGAGAGUGAGGAUGAAAGGGCGGGUGUGGAGGAUAACUGA